CAAAAGAGUCGAAGGGUGGACGAGAUUGAUCCUUUAUUCCCAUCACGUCAUUCAGAAGUUACCGGUACGCCGUCGAGAAAGGUCAAGGUCUAGCUGCGCUGAUACAGAAGUGCAGAGAGAAGAGAGCGGAGAUUAGUUCCUCAGUCGACAUGAAAUCGUUUCCAAGCUGUUCCAACUACUGUUACCAAGAAUCUUGAAGUUCGGGUUUUGUGGAAAGAUCUGAAUAUUUUUGAAAUUUGAUAAUUGUUCAAUCUCUCUUCAAAUCAUGUGGGUUGAGAUAUCAAGUUCUGUAUCACUUCAUUUCCGUUACAGCAACCACACUUCAUGUGGGUUUGCUGUAUCUGAUAUAGUGCAGCUGGAUACUUGAUAACCUUAAAGUUUUCAAGAGACUAAUUUUUAUCUUCUUCAAUUGUUCUGUCUUGCCAUUAAUUUUAUUUUUGAUGUGCAUUUACUGUACAUGGAAAUUUCAUGUGGAAAAUCAUGUACUGUUCCUCCAUAACAGCUUCCAAGUGGAACUAAUAUAAACUGUGCUUGCUAUCACAAAACUGUUGUGCACUGAGAGUUUGCAUCAAUCAAGAUGACAGUAACAUAUUCGUUGAAUGUGUCAAAAGCCCGUCUCUGCGGCUUUGCGAAACUACUACUGCGAUGGAGAGGAAGCAUUUAUAAAUUAUUAUAUAGGGAAAUGAUUAUUUUUUGUGGUCUCUACUACAGUUUGAGUGGAAUGUAUCGUUACAUUUUGUCACCAAAUCAAAGAAUGGUUUUUGAAAAAUUAACAAGAUAUUGUGAAACAUUUACCAACCUCAUCCCUCUAUCUUUUGUUCUGGGUUUUUAUAUUACAAUCGUAGUGGGACGUUGGUGGCAACAGUACCUGGCGAUUCCGUGGCCAGAUAAAACAAGUAUGCUAGUGUCGGCUUAUGUCCAUGGUUCAGAUGAACGUGGAAGAAUCAUCCGUCGAACUCUUGCUCGUUAUCUUAGUCUCUUAUCUGUGCUUACUUUUCAAGCAGUCAGCACUUCAGUAAAAAAGAGAUUCCCAACUCUUGAUCAUGUGGAAGAGUCUGGUUUGAUGACAAAAGAAGAAAGGUGUGUUUAUGAUGAAAUCCCAGUCAGUCAUGGGAAAUGGUGGGUUCCUGCACAGUGGUUCACAUCUCUAGCAGUUCGUGCAAGAAAAGAAGGACGUAUUAAAGAUGAUGUUCUUCUUAAUGCUAUAUUAAAUGAAAUGCACACUUUCCGUGGUAAUUGUGGUAUGCUUUUUAGUUAUGAUUGGAUUAGUAUUCCACUAGUAUACACUCAGGUAGUUACACUGGCUAUUUAUACUUAUUUUCUGGCCACAGUGAUGGGACGUCAGUAUCUGGACCCAGAAAAAGGAUAUCCAGGUCAUGAAGUUGAUCUUUACAUCCCAAUAUUUACUAUUCUUCAGUUUUUCUUUUAUAUGGGAUGGCUUAAGGUGGCGGAACAGCUUAUUAAUCCAUUUGGUGAAGAUGAUGAUGAUUUUGAAUUAAAUUGGUGUUUAGACCGUAAUCUUCAAGUUUCGUUCAUGAUCGUUGAUGAAAUGCAUCGUAAGCAUCCUAAAUUAAUAAAAGAUACGUAUUGGGAUGAACUGGAACCACAACUUCCAUAUACCAAAUCAUCUGUUAAUUUGCGUUCGCAGCCGCAUUUGGGGUCUGCUAUUAAUUUAGAUAUUAAUCUGGAAGAAGCUGAAUUCGUUCCAAUGGAAACGAUAAUGGAGGACGAUCACGAAGAUAAUACUUUCACGUAUAACAGUCCACCGACAAGUCCGACUAAAGAAUUACUAACACCAGCUUUUCCAUCGUGCGUGGAGUUUAACCCUCGGAAUACGACUGGCGAAGGGGAUACCACUUCUCAGACCGGUUUAAGGCUUCUAACAGACUUUCCGGGUUCAAAAAUAAUUAACAUGUUGAUAGGUUCGAGCUCCGAAAACGUGAAUUCAGUUUCCAAAAAGGAUAAUCUUCUUCCCACUUUUACAUUGAAGACUCCGAGUCACAGAUCCCGCACCAGUUCCGUAAACGAGCAUCGCGAAGACCAUUCAGCUGAGGAGAAAGAGACCAUCAACGAAGUCCAGUUUCAUCUUCCGUCUACGCUGACUCCAUCUAGAAGAGAACAAGGAACCGUGGAAGAACAACAAUCGUUGAUUAUAGAUAUACCCGUCGACUCUAGUAACGCGGUUCCUAGUAGCUACGGUGAUGCAGCUCCAGUGCCGACAGCGUUAAUGGAUGGCCUCCAUUCAAAGAAGAGUGGCGUAGGCACGUCCUCCAACAUUCAUAGUCCCUGUGAGACCGCCAAAGAAUCUGUGGUGCAGAUCGACUCUGAACCAGGGUCUCCAGUGGUCCAAUCGAAUUACGAGCCGAACUCGUCCCAAGAAAGUCUGACCCAGUUUGUCGAUAGCAAUCAGAGCACAGUAAGCAGUUAUGCCGAACUACUGCAACACAGUAAAUAAAUUCCUGCAAUGUACUUUCUUUCUUUCUUCUGUAGAUUUAUUUUGAUGUUAUAUUUUUUUAUUUAUUCGGUUCUUAUUGAACCACGUGUACUGUGAAAACUUUAUUUUGGAUAUUUUUCAUUAGUUUACUCGAAUCUGAAUGUAUUGAAAUUAUUUUUUCUUUAACCGUAACUGUGAUAACAAAAGUUUCUACAUUUGGAAGCUGAUGGAGGAACAGUACUUUUCUCCUUUAUGUAGUAUUAUUUUAAAACUUUCUAGAACGAAUUUCGUCUUGUAAAUGUCGAAUGCAAGCUUUGCUAUAUGUAUAUAAGUAAAACAAAGUAUUUCUUUUGGGAAUACCAGGAUGUGCUUUAGUUACUUUACCACGACACAAGUUAUUUUGACUGAAUGAUCUAUUCGUGUCUUUACAACACGAGAACGGGAGAACUCGAUCUGUGAUAAAGUAUAGUUUUGCAUUUAUUUUGUUAAGAAUAGGUUUCAAUGUCCAUGGUUUUGGAUCUAAACAAGAUUGAGCAAAUGCCGUAACUUAAUCGUGUAUGUAAACGUUUUUCUUUAAUGAAUGGAUUAGAUUAACGGGUUCUUGUAACGAUCGAGUUAAAUGGUUGUUACCUGUAUCAGGUAGUGACAUUUUACGAAAGAUGUCGUCAUUUUUUAUUAAAUGUAACGAGUUCUGUCAUUUUCCGGUAAUAUAAUAAUAAUAAUCUAAAUGUUCUAUGUAACUUCAAUGUUCAUUGUAAUUCAAUAUUCUAUGACAUGUCGAUCGAUGUAACUUGUAAAAACAGUUGUAAUCCCCACUAUGACAAUGAAGUGGUGCUAAGUUUUGAA
Molecule: messenger RNA, 3280 nt
Organism: Centruroides sculpturatus (bark scorpion)
Lineage: Eukaryota; Metazoa; Arthropoda; Arachnida; Scorpiones; Buthidae
Product: bestrophin-2-like
Exons: 10
Coding region: 578-2455 (625 amino acids)
Molecular function (GO): chloride channel activity
Source: RefSeq, a predicted model, not a curated record